ACAGAGUUUAGAUCUAUCUGGUCAAAUUAUUUGUUCGCUGUGAGAAAUACAGUCCCCGAGGGUUUGAAGUGAGGUGGAACACAGGACCCACACAGAAAUCCUUAUCUUCAUCACUCCUACUCGCAACUCGCAAUUCGCAAUUCUUGCGUGUAAUCUUAUUGAUCGGUUAUUUUUUAAUCACACCAGCAAAUAGCUAUGCGAGACUUGCCUUCUUUGACGGUGGACUGCAAUUUGUGCAGUGUUUUCCUUCCACCCGAUUUCUGCUUUAAAAUGAGGCCUAACCCCUCAUUUCUCAAUUGCUUUUUGUGAUCUCUUUGUAGUAGAAAUUAAUGCCGGGUAUUGAGUAUGAUCCAGCACCAUGGUGCUCUGCACCGAUCUUUCCCUCUCCCUCUGCUUAUGCCCUCUGUUUUCUCCCCUCUACAUUUCCCAAAUCUCGUUCUUAUAGAUAUCGCAGAUUGAGGUGACUGCCGUUCUUUUGCCACACUACUUUCAUUACCCAGAUAUUAUGGAGAAGAAAGCCAAAUCAAAAGGAGGACCUCAGUCCAGGCAUGUCCAUGGGGGUUUCCCCCGGUCCUCCAGUUUUAGCGGUCAGUUUUCUGGGGAGCCGCUGGAAAAGUUUCUGGACCACCCCAAGUCCAAGAAGCCCGCCGCCAUGAGAAGGCCGAGCACGCACCCUGAGCUUCUCAGGCGUGAUAAGCCCUCUUUUGAGCGGACUCCAUGGCUAAAUUUAGAAGCCCCUCAGCCUAAGCCUCCGCUUAUUACCAAAAUAGCACCGCCUGUGGAGCCGGGAAACAGCAAAAGUGCCGCUAAGUUGCUGGUCAAUGUGACCGUGGCGCGUAGCAUUGGCCCUCUGCGUCUGUUGCUUCCUACGGAAGCAACGGUGCUUGAUGUGGUCAAAGCGGCGCUUGCGCAGUAUGCUAAAGAAGGACGGAGGCCCAUUCUCAGCACCGAUCUGCUUUCCUUUGGGUUGCAUUAUUCGCAGUUUACCAUUGACUGUUUGAAUCCCAAUGAUAAGAUUAAGGACUUGGGUUGUCGGAAUUUCUUCUUGUGUCCGAAAAAGGAAAGCGGUGUUGUUAGUUGUGGUACAGAGAUGGGGAAAUUUGCUGCUCGGGGAAAAGAGCCCUGGUACAAUUUAAUGAACCGUUUUCUCGCGCUCCCCUAAAGCCAGAAAGCGCAGGGAUCAAAAAAAAUUAUUAUUAAAUUAUUCAUGUUUUAGGUGUGUAAUGGUUGGAAAACUUUGGAUCAAGAAAAGAGAUUUGGUUUGGUGGGGAGCCGUCGAGGGGAUAUUUUAUCGCCUGCCGAAUAUUUCUCGUCUGAAUAUUCGACAAAAUGAUGUAAAUAUUGUAUUAUAUUAUGCUAUUAUCAUUUGGAAUUC
Molecule: messenger RNA, 1375 nt
Organism: Cryptomeria japonica (Japanese cedar)
Lineage: Eukaryota; Viridiplantae; Streptophyta; Pinopsida; Cupressales; Cupressaceae
Exons: 2
Coding region: 506-1162 (218 amino acids)
Source: RefSeq, a predicted model, not a curated record